UAGCAUGGAUGGAUGUAUUAGCAUGGAUGUGUAUUGGCGUGGAUGGAGAUGCGAAUACGUCACCCCAACUCUUCACAGCUCCGUCAUCGCAUAACUUCAUCCCGUCGACGCACGGCUGGCGCGGCUGCGGUGAAUCGCUGGCAACGGCCCGUUGUCCACCCGUUGUCCACCCGUUGUACACCGAUCGCAACUCUGAUCCGGCUGACCCUGCUCAACCUGAAUCCUCGAUCCGAGAUUCGCUGCCGCCCGGGCCAGCGUCGGCUGUCCACCACCAAGGUUGCGACGAGGCCCAGUCAGCACCAACUCCUUUGUCAUUUGUCCAUGAACCAACCGACCACGUUGGCGGUUGGUGGCGGCGGCCCUGUGCCUGGGAAAACGGGCAUGUUUCUGCCGCUGCGCUCCCAUGUGUCUUGGGCCUCUGACGCUCGCCGCUGGCCGCAUAACUUUCACCGGUCACGGAAUGGAACAAUGUCAAAGGAUCGGGCGUCGAGCGCGGUGGUAAUCCGAAAUGAUAGCCCGAAGCAGCCACUCUGUUUUCCCAACCCCCCCCCAAAACGUGCGAAAUCAAAACCCAAGUUCGCUCGGGCUCGAGGCGCUCGAGGUGCUUGGCCCCCCCCCCGCAUUCAGCCAUGUGGAAUGUGUCUCAUCGAGGCGCUAAGGUUGGUCUCCCGCCAAAGCCGCCCGCGUGGGGGAUGCUAUUGGCGUGGAAACUCACCGGGCCUGAAUCCGAAGCCGGUCAGAGGGCCGUCCGUUACCCCGAACUUUACUUCUGCUGGGCGGGAAUGCAUAUCCACCAUCGCCAGAGACGCCAAAGGCCUCGGAACACACAGCGAGCGACCGGCUCGGCCCAACGAUCUCAAUGGCGAGAAACCACGGGACUGUUCAAAGGAUCGAAUGCAUAUGGCAUUUCAAGCCCGAGUUCCCCAAAGCAGCACCAGGGAGUGGUUGAUGUGAGGAAAACGCAUAUGGACGCCAUCCACUUUUGCUUUGCACCGG
This is a messenger RNA of Polychytrium aggregatum, 996 nucleotides long. RefSeq lists its product as uncharacterized. The record is from RefSeq and is a predicted model, not a curated record. The transcript is spliced from 2 exons. NCBI's taxonomy places the organism in Eukaryota, Fungi, Chytridiomycota, Chytridiomycetes, Polychytriales. Bases 43 to 954 code for a protein of 303 amino acids.